This is a messenger RNA of Cuscuta europaea, 1377 nucleotides long. NCBI's taxonomy places the organism in Eukaryota, Viridiplantae, Streptophyta, Magnoliopsida, Solanales, Convolvulaceae. The record is from the annotation of a GenBank genome assembly.
UGAAUUUUGAAAUUAUACUAGUUAGAUUUAAAAAAUAGUUUGAAUUUUAUUUAAAAAAACUAGUUGGAUUUAGAAAAUAGUAUUUAAUAAAAUAGGUUUAAAUAAAAAAAUAAAAUUUACAACAUUUCUUAUUAGUUACAUUACUAUUGUACUAAUAUUAACAUAUUUGUUAGAACUUAAUAUUUGUUACAUUUUUAAGAUGCAACAUGGUAGAGCUUUUGUAGAUAUGGGUAACCUCGGCUGGAACCGAACCAAGGAGAUUGCGAGGAAUCAUCCUAGUUCACAGAAAGGUAAAAGUAAAGGACACGCCGGGUCUUCUUCUCAAACCCGAGAUGAUUUUGAAACAGACUACCACCAAAGAGAUGUGGAUGCAAUGUCCGACGAGCAACUACGACAACUAUUGUCCCGAGGUGUUUUCCAACAACAUGACGUUCCCGAGAUUGAAGAUGAGCUCGAGGAUGACGAUGCGGAGGAGGAUCCCCCGACAGCUGAGGGCGAGGGUCACGACACACCGGACGAUGAGGAAGAGGCCGAGGAUGAGGACGAGGAUGGUUCGUCCCAACCUGGUAAGAAAGAUGUAUCACCAACUAUUGACGGCAAUUUUAAAAAGGUGAAAGACAAGAAAAACGAAAAAUGGUACACACAAUGCCAACAUUGCCCCAAAAUUUAUAGCUUGGGAAUUUCCGAAGGAUACAGCAGUUUGAAAAGGCAUCUUCAGUCAAAACACCCCGUGGUGUAAGUGAAAAUAGACCAAAGCAAGGGGAAGCAAACUCAAAUAACAAGGUUUAGAACUGGGCAACCCUUUGAUAAUUUCUCCUACAAUGAUCAAAGACAUUUGACUGAACGGGAUGACUUUGACGUUCUAAAGUGGUGGAAGGAAAAAGAAAGAAUGUUCCCGAUUUUAUCAAAGAUGGUUAAGCAAGUGCUAGCAAUGCUGGUAUCAACAGUUGCUGUGGAACAAGAAUUCAGUGCGGCCGGCAACGUGCUAACGGAUUAUAGAACGAGAUUGAGCGUGAACUCUCUUGAGACGCUUGUUUGUUUCCACGAUCGGUUGAAGGCAAAACGUAGAACUCAAGAAGUGUGCAUCGCCCCACCCGCCACUUUAUGGAAGAAACAAUCGAAGAUGGCGAAGAUUCCGAUCGAUUAUAUUUAUUAGAAAAUGUAUUUCAUGUUUUAAAUUUUUCUCAAUUCUCAAUUAUACUACAUAUUUCAAAUAAAUAUACUUUUUUUAUAACCAACAAUUCAUGAAUUAAUUUGAAAAAAAUUUACCCUUUUCGAACCGGCCCGGCUCAGUCUACACGGCCAGAACUGAUAGGUACCCGAGCUGGUUUCGGGCCUCACUUCUCCAAAAAAAGCCCGGUCGAAACCGGCCCGAGG